Molecule: messenger RNA, 2160 nt
Organism: Cuscuta campestris
Lineage: Eukaryota; Viridiplantae; Streptophyta; Magnoliopsida; Solanales; Convolvulaceae
Source: the annotation of a GenBank genome assembly
GGAAGAGCAAAGGACCAAGUCGCGAGAUGUGAAGAACGAUGACCCAAGCCGCCGAGAUUUGAAGAACGAUGACCGACGGCUAGUUAACAUCAUCAGAAUCGAAGUUUAACUACGGAAGAAUGUAUGAAGCUACGCCGACAUCUCCUAUUAUAGCAGGCAUUUUAGAGGGCAAUGACAACUUGGAUGUCGGAAGUAGUUUCAUGAGUAUUUUUGAAAACAACAGUAGCCUAUAUGAUGGGGUUGAGAAUUUGGGAAUUGAGCCAGCUUUUGUGGGCUUUUUAAGAGAUGAAUGUGAAGCACAAGAAAUGUGUGACUUUGGUGGUGAUGGAGUAAUAUUGAACCCACAUCCCAUUUCAUUUGCAAGUAUAACGAAUGUACGUGAUGCAACUACUUUCAUGACGUUGUUAGAAGAAGAGGGAGACUUGCAUGUCCAGGGGGCAUUGGGGACUAGUGCAAACACCAUAAACUGUCUGGAAACACACGUUCACGCCAACGGUGAAGAUGAAGUGAUUGAUAAUGGAUUAAUGGGACAAUGUAAUGGAUCCUUGAUUGGGAAUACUUCCGACCAACAGCAAAGACAAGAGGGUGAGUCCUUCAACGUUGUGGAUGCAACGCCAGCGGUCGGGAUCCCGCUUCACAAAAGCUUCAACUCGACUGUUGUAGAAGCAGGGGGUUAUGACCACUUGACCUUUCUUGAAAAGGAUUGCCGGAAUUACGUGGAGCAAGUGAGGCGAGUUAAAAUAUGUGCCGGAGAAGCCAUGGCAAUCCAAGCUUAUUUUCAGAAAUUGCAAGCACAAUGUGAUGGUAUGUCGUCUACGCAAAGGAGUGAGAGCAUGAAUGCAUUUUUUGAUGGGUAUGUGCACUCAAAAACAACUUUGAUGCAAUUUGUUGAACAAUAUGAGCGUGCAUUGAGGAACAAGUGUGAAAAAGAAUUCUUAGCUGAUUCAAUAUCAUUUGCAAAGACGUUGCCAUGUGCCUCUGCAUAUCCCAUCGAGAAACAGCUCCAAACGGUCUACACUAUAUCCAAGUUCCAAGAAUUUAAAACAGAAAUGAUUGGAAAGAUGUACUGUCACAUUAUGAGUCAUGAGAAUGGUUCAUUGUAUACGGUAGGAGAAGACGUAAUUGGAGAGGGAUUUCACAAACGGAAGAACUUUAAGGUUGAAUUCGACAGGGAAACAAAUUUUGCAAAAUGUGAAUGUCAUCUUUUUGAAUUCAGAGGAACGAUUUGCAGGCAUUGCUUGUGCGUACUAAUCCAAAACGAUGUAAAAGUCCUUUCAGAGACGUAUAUUCUCAGUAGAUGGCGACGAGAUAUUAAGAGGACUUACACAGUUGUUCGGAUGGAAUAUGAUGGAUUGCCCCGUACAGUUGAGCAAAGGAGGUAUGACAUGCUUUGUGCAAAGUUCCAAGAAUUUGCCCAGAUCGCAGCUGAUGAUGAGGAACGCACAAAAGAUAUUGUGGCUUGGAUCGAUAAACAACUGCUUAUCCCAUCUCUGAGAAAGGCAAGUGAGGAACGUAUUCCCGAGAACAUGGAAUUGGACAAAACUUUGACCAAAGCUAUAUUGGACCCUACUUAUUCGAAACGAAAAGGUGCCCCCAAGAAAAAUAGGCUGAAAUCUGUUUUCGAGAAUAAAAACAGGAAAAGAAAGCAAGACAAGAAGAUUCGACAUGAUAACGAUAAGAAAAAAAGUAGUGAACAACGUAAGGUGAACAAGAGCAAGCGGGGAAACCCUGAUCAGUCAUCCACAACCCUUUUUACAAGCGUUGGUGACAUAGGUUGUGAAAAUAUGCCUACGUGGGAUUGGCCGGGAGAAGAUGUUGUGUAUGACCUAACUUGCCUAAAUCUUGACCUCAGGCUAUGAAUCGGUAGAUGGCCCAUCUUUUUUUGCUAAUAUUUUGCUAUGCAUUUGCUCACACAUUUUUUGGUAAGUAUCACUAUGUAAUAUUUUGUAUUCACUACUUACAGAUGAUGUAAAUAAACAUAUUGUGUGGGCAAGUUGAACAAUAUGUAAAUGCUAGUAUUGCUAUGUAACAGUUUAACAUGUUGAAGUAAUUGUUUUUUGUUCAAUACACCAACACUUACUGUCGGGGUGGAAGUGGAUAUGUUUUGUAGUGUUACUGAGUGUCUGUUCUUGUUUUGUUAAAAAAAGCAUUGGUUAAUGU